Messenger RNA from Acanthochromis polyacanthus (spiny chromis), 2379 nucleotides. Its product is annotated as BTB/POZ domain-containing protein 1. The coding region runs from base 196 to 1662 and encodes 488 amino acids. NCBI's taxonomy places the organism in Eukaryota, Metazoa, Chordata, Actinopteri, Pomacentridae. The record is from RefSeq and is a predicted model, not a curated record. Gene Ontology annotation, molecular function: protein binding. Gene Ontology annotation, cellular component: P-body; cytosol. Gene Ontology annotation, biological process: neurogenesis. The transcript is spliced from 8 exons.
GAGGAAGUGCGCCUGCGUCAUUUCUGCAGAAACACAAGCUAGCAGGUAGCUAAACCUGAGUGAUGGCGUCUGCAGCGAUGGAUACCACGUAAAUAAAUAACAACAGAGACGUUACGGUCGGUGCUCGUUCGUGCGUCGUUAACGGGUCCGGUUUUUGUGUAGGAAUAAAACAAUUAAACACUAAAUUGUGUCGUUAUGGCGACCGGGAGCAGCGGCGGCGGUGGGUUGGCGUCAAACCAUGACGGUCAGGAGGCAGCUUCCAACUCGGCUCAGUGUGGAGCCGCAGCGGCGCUCUCCAACGUGCCAGCCUCCGGUCCUACGCCGUCCGCCUCCCCGCCCGUCCUCGGCCUCCACCGGGAGCCCAUGUACAACUGGCAGGCGACGAAGAGCUCCCUCAAGGAGCGUUUCGCCUUCUUGUUCAACAACGAGCUGCUCAGCGACGUCAGGUUCAUAGUAGGGAAAGGCAGGCAGGCCCAGAGGAUACCGGCCCACAAAUUCGUCCUGGCCGCCGGCAGUGCUGUCUUUGAUGCGAUGUUUAACGGAGGGAUGGCCACGACGUCGGCUGAGAUAGAGCUGCCUGAUGUGGAGCCUGCUGCCUUCCUGGCCCUGCUCAGGUUCCUGUAUUCUGACGAGGUCCACAUUGGUCCAGAGACUGUGAUGACGACAUUGUACACAGCUAAGAAGUACGCUGUCCCCGCUCUGGAGGGUCACUGUGUCGAGUUCCUCACUAAGCACCUCAGAGCCGACAACGCGUUCAUGCUUCUCACUCAGGCAAGGUUAUUUGAUGAGCCUCAACUUGCCAGCCUCUGCUUAGACACCAUAGACAAAAGCACCGCAGACGCAAUAAAUGCAGAGGGCUUUACUGAUAUUGACCUCGACACCUUAUGUGCAGUGUUAGAAAGAGACACACUCAGCAUCAGGGAGAACCGUCUGUUUGGAGCGGUGGUACGCUGGGCAGAAGCCGAGUGUUACAGACAACAGCUUCCCCCAACGUCCGAAAACAAACAGAAGGUUCUGGGGAAAGCCCUGCCGCUCAUCCGCUUCCCGCUCAUGACUGUCGAAGAGUUUGCUGCAGGGCCUGCCCAGUCUGGAAUAUUGUUCGAUCGGGAGGUGGUAAAUCUGUUUUUACACUUUACAGUAAACCCCAAACCACGGGUCGACUACAUUGACAGGCCUCGCUGCUGCCUCAGGGGGGAGGAGUGCAGCAUUAAUAGAUUCCAGCAGGUUGAGAGUCGAUGGGGGUACAGUGGUACCAGCGACAGAAUCAGAUUCAAUGUUAAUAGAAGAAUAUCCAUAGUGGGGUUUGGCUUGUAUGGUUCAAUACACGGACCCACUGACUAUCAGGUCAACAUACAGAUCAUAGAGAGCGACAAACGCAUUACUCUGGGGCAGAAUGACACAGGUUUCAGCUGCGACGGCACAGCAAACACCUUCCGAGUGAUGUUUAAAGAGCCUGUGGAGAUCCUGCCUAAUGUCAGCUACACUGCAUGUGCCACCUUAAAGGGCCCAGACUCGCAUUACGGCACAAAAGGGUUGAAGAAAGUGACCCAGGAGUUUGCAACGGGCAGCAAGACCACGUUUUUCUUUUUUAGCUCACCUGGAAAUAACAACGGUACGUCAGUGGAGGACGGUCAGAUACCGGAGAUCAUCUACUACAACUAAACUGAACUCAGUGUCACACAGCCACACUGAACCAGGGAGACCUCAGACUGCUGGGAAGACUGGACUGUUAGAGGUUUACGUAGUGCCUCACGAUCCCUUGGAAUAAUGAAUGUGUGUGUUUGACUGAGUGUGUGUGUGAGUGUGAGUAUCUGUCUGUACAAUAGUGGUGUAGAGACAUGAUCUGGAAUGUGGAAACAGCCGGAGUUGUGGUAAAAAUCACGGCUCUGUAGUCCCAAAAAAACCAAGCUUUUGGAGCAUAAAUUGUAUCCUCACUUGUAAAUGAUCUAAAUACUGUCUGUCUGUGUUGGUAUCAGUGAGCUGCCUGCCAGUGUAGGAGUUUGUUCUGCACAUGUGAAACUACAGAGACAGCUUCCAUCUGUCUGUCAAUGCCAAUUCACUUUUCUUUGUCAGUUUUUACUGAUGCAUUUAUCAAAAGUAUAAUAUUUGCAUUUUUUUUAUUGUGCACUGUAUGAUUUAUUCAUCAGGUGUCUUUGAGUACAUUGUUUUUUUUUUGCAUUGUAUUAAAGAUCUGUGUGUGUUGUGUAACCUUGCCAGUGGUACAUGCUGUAAUUUAUGACAUCAUGUUUUGCUUAGUACUUCAUUAAAAUGUAAAAAAGCAACAACAACAAAGAAACAAAAGAAUGUUUCAUGGUGACACAAGUGGAAAAGAAAUAGUUUAUUUUUAGCUUUUUGGCAAUAAAAUGCAGUGAGACCAAA